Messenger RNA from Dendrobium catenatum, 1569 nucleotides. Its product is annotated as probable amidase At4g34880. NCBI's taxonomy places the organism in Eukaryota, Viridiplantae, Streptophyta, Magnoliopsida, Asparagales, Orchidaceae. The transcript has 4 exons. The record is from RefSeq and is a predicted model, not a curated record. Bases 1 to 1569 code for a protein of 522 amino acids.
AUGGCUUCAACCACCCAAAUCUCCCUUCUCCUACUUCUCAUCUUUGCAAGUCUUCCUUCGGCUCCAAGCUCUUGGCAUGGCGUUAGGGGCACCAGGUCACCUAUUGAGCGUCCAUUACACUUUGAAGAAGCUACCAUCUCCGACAUCCAGGCGGCCUUCAAUGACGGCAAGCUCACUUCCUUCAAGCUUGUCCAGCAUUACUUGGAAAAGAUCAAUGCUCUCAACCCCUACCUCAACGCCGUCAUGGAGGUCAACCCUAAUGCACUCGACGAUGCAGCCAAAGCAGACCUUCAGCGUAGUGUCGAUAGCCAUCUCAGCCCCCUGCAUGGCAUACCUGUCCUUGUCAAGGAUAAUAUAAACACCCGCGAUAAGCUCAAUACCACCUCAGGCUCCUUCGCCCUUCUUGGCUCCAUCGUCUCGUGUGAUGCAGGAGUCAUUCAUCGCCUUCGCAAUGCCGGCGCCAUCAUUCUAGGUAAGGCAAGCAUGAGCGAGUGGGACAAUUUUCGAUCAAUAAUGGCUCCCCAAGGGUGGAGUCCGCGAGGGGGACAAGGUAGAAAUCCCUAUCCUACGACAAAUACUCCAUGUGGAACCAGUAGCGGGUCAGCUAUAGCUGUGGCCGCAAAUCUAGUUACUGUUUCACUUGGAACAGAUUUGGAUGGCGCCAUCACCUGCCCUGCAGUGAUGAACUCAGUGGUGGGCAUCAAGCCCACAGUGGGCAUAACCAGCCGUUCUGGGAUGGUACCCAUCUCGCCAAGAUUACAAACCAUAGGGCCAAUGGCACGAACAAUGGAAGAUGCAGUGAAACUCUUGGAUGUCAUCACGGGAUUCGAUCCACUGGAUGCUAAAGCAACGAAGGCUGCAGAGAGGUUUAUUCCAAAUGGUGGAUUCCAAAAGUCCUUGAAGAAAGAUGGGCUGAAGGGUAAGAGGGUGGGGAUUUUUCGCUCCUUCUUUGAUGAAUACUCCAAAGGGUCAUUGGAAGCUAAUACAUUUGCAACACAUUUUCGCACCAUGAGAUUAAAAGGUGCUAUUUUGGUUGACAAUCUUAAAAUGAAGAACAUAGAAAUCAUGCUAAAUUCGACUGCAAAUGGUGAAGCGAUUGCAUUAUUGGCCGAGUUCAAGCUUUCACUCAAUGCCUACCUCAAAGACCUCGUGUACUCCCCCGUACGAUCUCUCGCAGAUGUCAUAGCCUUCAACAAUCAUCACCCAAUUGAGGAAGGAAUGGAUGAAUAUGGGCAAAAAAUUUUCUUAGCAUCUCAAAAAACUAAUGGAAUAGAUGUGGCAGCCAAGAAAGCUAUGAAAAGAAUGGACAAACUCGCAAAGGAAGGGGUGACGGAUCUGAUGAAAGAAAAAAAUUUAGAUGCUGUAAUGUUCCCCCAUUUUUAUGGCCUGCAUGCUUUCGGGAUCGGUGGCUUUCCCAUCGUUAGCGUACCAGCGGGAUAUAAUGGCUCUGGUGCGCCUUUUGGGAUUUCCUUUGCUGGAUUAAGGGGUUCUGAUGCAACUUUGAUUGAGAUAGCCUAUGCCUUUGAGCAAGCUACCCAAGUCAGAAAGCCACAUCCUACGCUAGUUUGA